Chara braunii is the source of this 2881-nucleotide messenger RNA. The record is from the annotation of a GenBank genome assembly. Lineage: Eukaryota; Viridiplantae; Streptophyta; Charophyceae; Charales; Characeae.
ACAAGGGCGCCAGACAAAUUUUCCCAAUUCAAUAUGAUUGUAAUUACAAUUUUAAAUUGAGAAUGUUGUGUGUGCAAUUGACACGAUGGCGGGAAGUCAGUUUUUAGUGAACGGCGAGAGGUACCAACGUGUGCGUGCUUGAGAAGGGGAGUGGCUAUGGCAGAAAGCGGGAACCGAUCGAGCGGGAGGGGCUGGGCAGCGCCAGCAACAGGCAGAGGGAGGGGGAGAGGGAGAGGCCGGCAACCAUGGCAACAGAGCGGGGGGACCGAUGGCGCAAGGCAAGAGGCAAGGGGAGGUGAAGCCCCAGCUGUCAUAGACCGUCAGCAUGAGGGAAGUCGAUGGGGGAGGGGCAGAAGAAGUGGUGGCGGCGGGGGUGGCGGGCGCGGAUCCGCGCCUGCUUCCGCUGGCGGCGAUCCGAUCCCACAGGCGGAGUCUUUGAGAGAAGAAGCGGCGACAACGAAGGGUUCUCUCGUCAGCAGAUUCUCGUUGUUGGAGCGAGCCGCCGGCUUGUUGAAGGCGGCGGCUGUGGCUGUCGUCCGCCAUGGCUCGUCUUCGUCGUCGGAUGCGGAAACGUUGUUCGACUACGGCGAUGUCUUGUUGGAACAAGCGGAGGCAGCGGUAGCAUGCGCGGCGGAGCUGAGCGGGUCUCCCUUCGAUCCGGCAAACAAGCUGACGCUAGAGGAAGGAAACGCAAAGGAAAGAAGCGCGAAACUCCAUGCGGCGGAGCUCUGCCGCCAAUCGCGCGAGGUGUUCGAGACCAUCCUCUCUUCCCAAGAUCGCCAUCUUGCUGCCUUCCGACAAGAGGCAAUGGUAAAUAACGCCACCGCUCUGUCGUCGUACGCAGCGUUGAUGACAGAGAUGCAAGAAGAGAGUAACUCUCGGGUCAAAUGUGCGGACGACAAUACGAUCAAGAAUGCACGGCAAGGAGGAGGAGGAGGAGGAGGAGGAGGGGGAGGAGGAGGAGGAGGAGGGAGGGAGUCUGACCCUGACAAACUGUACUGUCAGGCUUUGGAGAGAUACUCGCUGGCUAUGGAAGCGAGCCCGAAUGAUGCGGAGGUGAUGACGAACUUCGCCGACACGGCAGUGAAGUAUGCAGAGUACGCAGAGCUAAUGAGUCGGCGAGGGUUGGAAUCCGGUAGUCGUCAGGGGAUCGAAGGGGAAGGGGUUGGUUCGUGUGAAGCGGCGGGUUCCCUCUCUCGAGCGGGCUGGUUGCAGAAGAUGGAAGAUAUGUAUGGUCGAGCUAUGGCGGCGUACGAGAAGGCCUGGUCUCAUGCAUCCUCUUCCUCCCACUCCUCCUCCUCCUCCUCCUCCUCGUCGCCGUCGGGAAAUAACGGCUGCGAUCUCGCGGGUUUGCUCCAAAAUUGGGGGAUGGGGUUGUCGUCGAUGGCUCAGCGUGUUCCCGAUCCGACGGUUUCUGAUCGACUGUUCAGUCAGGCGGAGGGGAAGUUGAUGACUUCCCUUUCCCAGACGACAGAUCCUACAGAGAGAAUCUCUGUGCACCUGGCUAUGGCGGACGUGCUCAAUUCCUGGGCGGAGAAGACGAUGGAGCUCGAUCGGAAGUAUAUUGCGGAGUCGAUGGCUGCCGACGAUCGAGCGAAUCGCGCGAACAUCGUCUUAGAUCGACUGGCACGUGUCCUCGACCAAGGGUUGAAGCCCGUGUUGAGUCUGGAUCCCGACAACCUGGACGCGUUGUUAGGGUUUGCCGACCUGCGACUGGCUAUGGGGAAGACGAUCUGCUCUGUCGCGAAAGGCAGAGAGGAUCAAAGAGGGGGAGGAGGAGGCGAGGAGGGGGUGGUAUUGGCCAGGCAGAUAUGGGAAGAAAGCUCCCACGCUUAUUGUAAAGCAAUCAAUCUAAUUAGGGAUCAGAUUUGCGAUGGGAAAUCCAGCGGCCCUGCGAGUAGUCUCAGUUUCAGUGAUCAGUGCUCGAUUCUAUACAACUAUGGGUGCUCUUCCGCUUUGGCUGGAUCUGCGCCGGAUGUGGCAGCGCAGGCGCUUCAUUCCCUUCGCGCAGUAGGGGCUCUCUCUCUCGCAGAUUUGGUCUCCGAUCCCGACUGGCAUCGGAUAAGAGACCAGGCCUGGUACCACGCGCUCGUGCAACAGUUAAAACACGAAGAGCAAAUCAAAAAUAGCUGCUCUGGCAGUGACCUGCGCACGAACACACCUACUGACAUGAUGAUCUCUUAGCCCUUACCAAGUUGCGCUGUAUUCCCUUCACUCAGGAGGGGUCUCUCUCUCUCUCUCUCUCUCUCUCUCUCUCUCUCUCUCUCUCUCUCUCUCUCUGUCUGUGUGUGUGGCUCGCUCUCUCUCUCUCGCAGAUUUGGUUCGGAUCCCGAUCGGAAUUGGAUAAGAGACCAGGGGUGGGUACCAAGCGCUGGUGCAGCAGUCAGAGUAGGAAGAGCGAAAGAAAAGCAGUUGCGGAAGUAGUGACCUUUUUACGUAUAAGGAAGGAAUGCUAACAGUCCUACUGACAUGAUGACCUCUUAGGCCGUGCUCACAGUUGCAGUGUUUUGAAUCCGUUGUCCUGUAAUGGCGGUUGUAUGCAUCCGCGAAAGCCGUAGUGUAACUCUAUGGCUUUCUUUGCUGCUGCUAGUGCGUCUCGGUCAAAUUGGCCCCUCUUCUGAUAGGGUCUUCUCCGUUGAAAGAGCUUGCUUCCACAUCCGGCUUUUCUUCGAGGAGCUGUAGGUAUUGAUUCCUCUUUCAAUCCCUCCCUUCUCUUCGGUUCUCUCCUUUCUACGGUCUCUCAUGGCAUCCGAACUGGUUGUAUUAGUCCUGGUCGCGCCGACUAGUACAACCAGUUCGGAUGCCAUGAGAGACCGUAAAAAGGGGAAAGGUGUAGGUGUGUGUGUGUGUGUGUGUGUGGUAAUCAAUCAAUCGUCAUCUG